Messenger RNA from Dimorphilus gyrociliatus, 730 nucleotides. The record is from the annotation of a GenBank genome assembly. Lineage: Eukaryota; Metazoa; Annelida; Polychaeta; Dinophilidae.
CUUUUGGUACAAAGAAUCGGUUUAUUGUAGGACCGCAGAGUAUUUAUUGUGAAUCACCAAAAAAACUACCAAACCGAUAAUGAAUUCCCAACAUCAUGAUGUUUCUGUAAGACCUGAACUACUGGAGGAAAUUAAACUAUAUAAAACAGCUCAGGAGAGGGAGAAAUAUGAUAAUCAAGCAGAGCUAUAUGCUGUAAUAAAAACAUUACAAUGUCUGGAAAAAGCUUAUAUAAAAGACAGUGUUCUGCCAAAAGAAUAUACUGCAGCCUGCUCCAAGUUGUUAGUUCAAAACAAAGCCGCAUUUAAACAAGUUAAAUGUGAAGAAUUUCCAAAUGUUGAGUCAUUUAUGAAGAGUAUGAGAUUAAAUUGUCCCGCAGCUUUAGAACGAAUAAAGGAGGACCGACCCAUAACGAUUAAGGAUGAUAAAGGUUCAACCAGUCGUGGUAUUGCAGAUAUUGUGUCAUUAUUUAUCACCGUUAUGGAUAGAUUAAGAUUGGAUAUAAGAGCCUGCGACGAAUUAUUACAUGAUGUGACUGACUUGCAUUCAACGAUGAGUAGAUUGAGCAUGAUCCCAUCAGAUUUCGAAGGAAAAGUAAAAGUGGACGAAUGGUACAGAAUACUACGAGAUAUGAGUGCUCACGAAACUUUAGAUGAAAAUCAAGCGAGGCAAAUGAUCUGCGACUUUGAAGCAGCUUAUGCCGCUUUCAAUAGAUUGUUGCAAAGUCAUUAA